AUGGCCGCAUCUGGCACCCAGCCAACGCUUUUCCGCCUUUUGGACAAAGGGGGCCCACACAAGCACAUGAUUGGCUGGUGUGCAAAGGCCUUGGCAACAAACAAAGUCAUCCGUUUCCCUCGCCUGUUUCCAACCCUCGCCUGCUCCCGCUCUCCACCCCGCCGUUGUUGUCCUCGAUCUUGUUUCGACCGGCACACAGACACAUGCAUGCUCUCCACCACUCUGACUGACGAGGCGUAUACGUACUACUACUACUACUGCGUGUGUACCAAAUACCUACUGUACGGUAGCAUGACUGACUGCAUCACCAUCAUCACCAUCAUCACCAUCAUCAUCAUCAUCAUCAUCAUCAUCAUCAUCAACGCCCCCACCUCGUCUAUUCUCUUGACGGCCAUGUCCGCCUAG
This is a messenger RNA of Plenodomus lingam JN3, 405 nucleotides long. NCBI's taxonomy places the organism in Eukaryota, Fungi, Ascomycota, Dothideomycetes, Pleosporales, Leptosphaeriaceae. The record is from RefSeq and is a predicted model, not a curated record.